Molecule: messenger RNA, 4456 nt
Organism: Oryzias latipes (Japanese medaka)
Lineage: Eukaryota; Metazoa; Chordata; Actinopteri; Beloniformes; Adrianichthyidae
Product: voltage-dependent calcium channel subunit alpha-2/delta-4
Cellular component (GO): voltage-gated calcium channel complex
Molecular function (GO): voltage-gated calcium channel activity
Source: RefSeq, a predicted model, not a curated record
UGGACGACAGUGAAGGCGAGCAAAUCUGUUGUGGACUUCCACAUUUACAACAACACAAACGUCUGCAGGAGAAAUGAAGCCAAUUUUUCAUCCCAUGUUACAUAAGGAACUAUGUAAAAACCUAAGAGAACCAACAACUUCUGUUUCAGUUUUUUCUGAUGGGACUUUUUUGCCAGAUUGUUAACUAAACCAUCGGGAUUUUUCUCCUUGUCAUUUUUUCUUUUAAUUAUUUUUUGGAAACCGGCAAAAGAUGACAGCUGCACCUCAGCUCUCUGUAACCAUGAUGGAGUGCAUUCAGGGUCAAAAGCUCAAAAAGCUACAAGCACCUCCGUCUCCUGUCUGAAGCCAACAUGAGGAAACUCUUUUCAACUAAACAGAUCCAAGUUAACUUGCACAUCGUCUCUCAUUUAAUGAAGCUAUUCUCAGAAAUUUGAAGGACUAAGGAAAUUUUACAGAUUGUCGAGAGAGGGGAUGGAGGGCAGGAGACUUGUUAUCAGGACCUAUUUGAGGAUUCUGGGAGCUUUCUGCUUGUGGAUUACAGCUGAUGCUCAAAUGAAGAUCCCACCAGAGACGGUUCAGCAGUGGGCAUCAGAGUUCUCUGUUCAGCUUCGGGACCUAACGGUCAAGUAUUCUGGCUCUCUGCUGCUACAAAAGAAACUGAAAGAUGUGGAGUCUAUUGUCAAGAUUGUGGAGCUGAAUGGAAACCAUCUGGUGAGGGAGUAUGCAGAUGAAAUCGAGCGCAUGUUGGGAAGCAAGAUGAAGUCUGUGAAGAGGUUAGCAGAGUCUGCAGAGGAUUCUGACCUAUACCAUGAAUACAAUGCUACAAUGGAGUUUGAUUACUACAACUCCAUGCUGAUCAACACUGUGGAUGAAGAUGGGAAUAAUGUGGAGCUGGGAGGAGAGUUUCCCCUGGAGGAGAACGAACAUUUCAACAACUUGCCAGUGAACACUCUGCAGAGCGACAUCCAGGUGCCCACCAAUGUUUACAAUAAAGAUCCAAACAUUCUCAACUCCAUCUACAACACAGAGGCCUUAAAUGAUGUCUUCAUUAGUAACUUCCAAAAAGACCCCACACUCACCUGGCAGUACUUUGGCAGUUCCUAUGGUUUCUUCCGGAUCUAUCCUGGCAUUAAAUGGACUCCAGACUCCAAUGGAGUGGUAGCUUUUGACUGCAGGAACAGGAAUUGGUACAUCCAGGCAGCCACAUCCCCAAAGGACAUCAUCAUCAUGGUAGACAUCAGUGGCAGCAUGAAGGGCUUGAAAAUGACAAUCGCCAAGCACACCAUCAACACCAUCCUGGACACACUGGGGGAGAACGACUUUGUCAAUGUCAUCGCUUACACCGACUAUGUUCGCUACGUGGAGCCAUGCUUCAAAGGAACGCUAGUGCAGGCUGACCUAGACAACAGGGAGCACUUUAAGCUGCUGGUGGAGGAUCUGCAUGUUAAAGGAGAGGCAAAAAUCAAGAAUGCCAUGAAGGAGUCCUUCAAGAUCCUGAACGAGGCGAGGGUGAACGGUCAGGGCAGCAUGUGUAACCAGGCCAUCAUGCUGAUCACAGACGGAGCCAUGGAGGACUUUGAGUCUGUCUUUGAGGAGUUUAACUGGCCUGAGCGCAGAGUGCGAGUCUUCACCUACCUGAUUGGCAGGGAGAUGACCUUUGCCCAAAACACCAAAUGGAUUGCUUGUAACAACAAGGGUUUUUACACUCACAUCUCAACACUUGCGGACGUUCAGGAGAACGUCAUGGAGUACCUGCAUGUUCUCAGUCGGCCAAUGGUCAUCAACCAUGACCACGACAUCAUCUGGACUGAGGCCUACAUGGACUCUGUGCUUCCCAACACAAAUGAGCUCUUCAACAGCAAGGCUCAGAGUCUGCUGCUGAUGACAUCAGUGGCCAUGCCAGUCUUCAGCAGGAAGAAGGAGACGCUGUCUCAUGGGAUUCUGCUUGGCGUAGUUGGAACUGACAUCCCAUUGAUGGAAGUGAUGAAGCUGGCACCCAGAUACAUGCUGGGAGCUCAUGGCUACGCCUUCCUCAUCAACAACAAUGGUUACAUCCUGGCGCAUCCAGACCUUCGACCUCUAUAUAAAGAUGGAAAGAAACUGAAGCCUAAACCGAACUACAACAGUGUGGAUCUGUCGGAGGUGGAGUGGGAGGACACAGAGGAGAAGCUGAGGACUGCCAUGGUGAAAGGAGAGACAGGCAGCAGCACGCUGAGCAUCAGAGCUUCUACUGACAAAGGGAAAAGACCGCUGUACCUAGUCAACAACUAUUUCUACACAGACAUUGAUGAGACACCUUUCAGCUUUGGCAUGGUGCUGACAAGAGGCCAUGGCAGCGUGAUAUUCAUGGGGAACGUCUCUGUGGAAGAAGGGUUGCAUGAUCUGACGUCCCCAGACUUGAGCAUUGCCUCUGAGUGGACUUACUGCGAGACAGAUAUCGACCCUGAUCACCGGAAAUAUACCCAGUUUCAGGCCGUGGUGCGCUACCUGCAGGGGAAGGAGCCCGACCUGGAAUGCGACGAGGUGCUUUUACAGCAGACCCUGUUUGAUGCCGUGGUGACAGCUCCAGUGGAGGCCUACUGGAACGCCCUGAUGCUUAAUGACAGGGUGGAGCCGGGCGUUGAGACGGCGUUUCUCGGAACGCGCUCUGGUCUCCUGAGGAUCAUGAGAUACGCAGGAGCGGAGGUCAGGGUGGCGAAGAAGUUCCUGACUCUGUCUGAUAAGGACAACCUGUUCACCAUUGAUCACUUCCCCCUGUGGUACCGCCUGGCAGUGGAAAACACCCCUGGAAAGUUCUACUACUAUCCUGUAAAUGACAAAGGAGUGAAGUACAUUGUCGCAACAACAGCAGUGACUGUGUCGUCUGGAGGGAAGACAGCCAUGGCCGGAGCUGUCGGGGUGCAGAUGUCCUUGGAUCUGCUGGAAAAAAGAUUUUGGGCCAUAGCCAAGCAGCCCAGUGACACAGACUGCUCAAACGUUGAAGGCGUGUGUCCGCUCAACUGUGAGAGCCCUGAUCUCAGCUGUUUUUUGGUCGACAACAAUGGCUUCAUCCUGCUGUCCAAAGAUCGGAAUGAGAUUGGCCGAUUCUUCGGUGCCAUUGACGGGUCCAUCAUGGCAUCACUAAUCAAGAUGGGGAUGUUUAAAAAAGUCUCUCUGUUCGACUACCAGGCCAUGUGUAGGAGCAGCCACCACCACAGCAGCAGUGCUCGACCGCUGUUCACUCCGUUCUACGUCAUGAUGGCUUUGAUGAGAUGGUUCCUGUCAAACGCUCUCAUGUUCCUGCUGGACUUUAACUUCUGUGGUCUCUGGCACUCAGACUAUUUUGUGAAUGCCAAAGCCGGCUAUCACACAUCUCAUAAGCAGAGGAAGGUGGAUGCGCUGCAGCCCUGUGACACUGCAUACCCCGGCUUCAUGUACGAUUCGUCCAUCAGAGAAACCAACAGCCUCAUCAAAUGUGGACGCUGCCAAAAGAUGUUCGUGGUGCAGCAGAUUCCUGACAGUAACUUGGUUCUCGUGGUGACGCAGGCUUCUUGUGACUGUUCCCGUCAGUAUGGACCAAUUGUUCUGGACCCCAAAGAGAUCAAAUAUAAUGCCACGGUGAAGUGCAACAGGAUGAAGUCUCAGAAGGUGCGACGGCGUCCAGAGUCCUGCCAUGCCUAUCACCCAAAGGAGGAUGCUACAGAGUGUGGCAGGGCGUCAACGCUCUGCAUGUCACUUUUGACUUUCACUGCCCCCCUGCUCAUCUCGUGGACCCUCCCCAGUUGGGCCUAAACCUGCACAGAGACAGCAGCACUCACAGGGUUUGGAGAUGCAUCCAAAACAGACAGGAGGCUUCACGAGGGAAGACUUCUCAGGUUUUCUUCAUGCCCACUGUCAGACUUCAUGGGGCUCAGUGGAUAUGGACUAUUUCUUCAUAAAUUAGAGGAACUGUCUCUGAGUCAAGGAGCAAAAUCAGGCAGAACCACAGCUGGAAAAAGCAGUUGUGCGUCUUAGACCGAGCUUGGUGCCAUCAGACUUGUACAAGAAUGUAGCAUCUUUAAUACAGAAAUGUGUGUGCAAGUACACUUUGAUUGUCAUGAUUAACCACUUUUGUAUGGAAGCGAUUCUGUAGCAUAAUUCAAAAUAAAAGUCAAUGCAGGAAAUGCUUUUUCAUUUUCAAAAUGAAGCUGCAUUUUUCGACUCAAAAUUAAAUUGAAAAAGCAAUCCGCCAAAAUUCUUUUCCCUUUUCUACUUCAACACCGCUUAUUCUGUCACUUAAUGAAAUGAUCAAUGAUAAAUGGUAGGGGCAGAGGAGAGGGCUUUGUGAUGGUCGUGCAUUCCUGAUGAUUGUACACAGCCCCAAGUUUCGACGAACCGCGAUGCGUCCGAAGGAAGACCGCAGAAGGCAGAAAUGCUGCUACGCAGUCCCGAGAAGAUGUGUACAAUCAUCAGAAGUUCACAGCCAUCACAAAGCCCU